AUGAUUUAUGAACAACAAUUUAUAAAGAGUAGUAAAGAUGGUGAGUUAAUUGCUUAUCAUGAAUGGUAUGAUGAACAAGCAAUUAAAAUUGGUGGAUGUAAUUGUUUGGUUAUGAUGAAUCAUGGUUAUGGUGAUCAUAUGAAAAGAUAUGAAGAACUGGCAAAAAACAUUAUAAAAAACAAUAGGGGUGCUAUUGUUUUUGGAAUCGAUCAUCCAGGACAUGGAUUAUCAGGUGGUGAAGCAACUCUAGUAAAAGACUACGAUAGUGUUGUAGAUGAUUUAUAUACAGCUGUUCAACUAGUAAGAGAGAAUCAUAAACUAAAUAACAACAACAACAAAAACAACACUCCAUUGAAAUUUAUAAUCAUUGGUUAUUCAGUUGGUGGAAUGUUAACAGUGAUGUAUUAUCAUAAAUAUGGUUCAAUAAAUAUUGAUAAUAAUAAGAUCGAAGGAUUGGUUCUAGUUGGACCGUUGAUUGGUACUGAACACGCUGUUAUUAAGCUGCAGGAUAUCGAUGCUCCACCAAUGGUUAUAAGAGCAGAAGUCUAUACUACGGAUAAGCAAGCUCAGCUGGAAAUGUAUGACGAUCCACUCUAUCAUCUCGCUCCGUUCAAGAGAGAAACACUCUUGAAUGUCAUUGACAAACUGCGUGACAUUAAAGAUCAAGUCAAUCUCGACAAUGUUGAAGUACUCUGGUUACACGGUGAGAUUGACCUGCUCUCACAUGACCUCGUAAGAAAAGGUUUAGAUCAAAUUAAGACCAAUCAAUAUGAAUCACACCUCUUCAAUGGAGUUAGUCACGAUCUUUUUCAUGAAACCAAUAAAGAACAAGUCUUUGAAGUUCUUAACCAAUUCAAUAUUAAAAUAAUGAAUAAUAAUAAAUAA
Heterostelium album PN500 is the source of this 885-nucleotide messenger RNA. RefSeq names its product alpha/beta hydrolase fold protein. Gene Ontology annotation, molecular function: lipase activity. Bases 1 to 885 code for a protein of 294 amino acids. Lineage: Eukaryota; Evosea; Eumycetozoa; Acytosteliales; Acytosteliaceae. The record is from RefSeq and is a predicted model, not a curated record. Gene Ontology annotation, cellular component: membrane. The transcript has a single exon.